This is a messenger RNA of Prunus armeniaca (apricot), 426 nucleotides long. Lineage: Eukaryota; Viridiplantae; Streptophyta; Magnoliopsida; Rosales; Rosaceae. The record is from the annotation of a GenBank genome assembly.
AUGUCGAGAGCUCAACCACAAAAAUGGGUCUCCCUACUCAUCCUCUUCCUUCUACACCUUUUGCACACAUCUCACGCUGACGUGGGCUCUGCUGCACAGUACCCUCCUCCAUAUUUACCGACGGCGUGUUACGGCAGCGAUUCGUCGCAGUUUCCUUCGAGCAACUUAUUUGCGGCGGCUGGAGAUGGAAUAUGGGACAAUGGGGCAUCCUGCGGGAGGCAGUACUUGGUGAGGUGCAUAAGCGCUGCACGAACGGGGACGUGUGUUCCCGACAAGACCAUUCAAAUCAGAAUCGUGGAUUAUGCCGGCUCUGUUAAUUCUGCGCCGUCGGCUCCCGCCACCACCAUGGUCUUGUCCCAAACAGCUUUCGGAGCCAUCGCAAAUUCAACGGCAAAAUCAAUCAACAUUGAGUUCCAGCAGGUGUGA